CCGGCUCAGGUGGUGCGGUCUGGUUUGGAGCAGGAAGUGGGAAGAAGCGGAAGACUGCGGCCAGAAGCGCUGAUUUGUCUCUCCAUAAUCAUAACUAUUAUUACAUUCUCUACUAGCGUUAUUGAUUAAAGAGCACGUGCAUUAAGGAGAUCAUCGAAGUACACUAUCAUGUGGAAGGCAGCUGCAGGUCAGUCCGUCUCUGUUGCAGUGGAUGAUGGAGGAGAUGAUUGGGAAACAGACCCGGACUUUGAGAAUGAUGUUUCAGAGAAGGAGCAGCGCUGGGGUGCCAAGACUGUGGCCGGCUCUGGACAUCAGGAACACAUCAAUAUUCAUAAGCUGCGUGAGAGAGUGUCGUCUGAACACAGUGAGCUGAAGCAGAAGGAGCUGGAGCACAUGCCCAAAGCGUCUCACGGUUAUGGAGGAAAGUUUGGAUUGCAGCAGGACCGCAUGGACAAGUCUGCCGUGGGACACGAGUAUCAGAGCAAGCUGUCCAAACACUGCUCCCAGACGGACACCUCCAAGGGUUUCGGAGGUAAAUUCGGCGUGGAAGCUGACCGUGUUGACCAGUCUGCCGUGGGCUUCGAGUAUGCCGGGAAAACCGAAAAACACGCCUCGCAGAAAGACUACGCCACCGGGUUCGGGGGCCGCUAUGGCGUGCAGGAGGAUCGCGUGGACCAGAGCGCUGUUGGCUUUGAUUAUCAGGGGAAAACAGAAAAGCACGAGUCACAGAAAGAUUACGCCAAAGGCUUUGGUGGCAAAUUUGGAGUGGAGACGGAUAAAGUGGACAAGAGCGCCGUGGGCUUCGAGUACCAGGGAAAGACUGAGAAACACGAGUCUCAGAAAGACUAUGUAAGGGGCUUCGGAGGGAAGUUUGGCGUUCAGACGGACCGUCAGGAUAAGUCUGCGGUGGGAUGGGAUCAUCAGGAGAAACUGCAGCUACACGAGUCACAGAAAGAUUAUGCCAAAGGAUUUGGAGGGAAGUAUGGUGUGCAGAAAGACCGAAUGGACAAGAGCGCCGGCACGUUUGAGGAGGUGGAGAAGCCGAGCACGGCGUAUCAGAAGACCCGUCCUGUGGAAGCAGCUGGCAGCGGCGCUGGAAGUAUUAAAGCUCGCUUUGAGAGCAUUGCGAAGCAGAAGGAGGAGGAGGACCGGAGGAGAGCCGAAGAAGAGCGCACUAGACGACAGGCCAAGGAGAAGCAGGAGCAGGAGGAGGCGCGCACAAAGCAGAAGGUGGAGAACGGUGCAAACGUGUACGAGGUGGAGCCGGUCUCCGCAGAACCCACAUAUGAAGAACCGGUCCAGGAAGACCUGUACCAGAACCCUGAGCCGGACGAGCAGAACCUGACUGACUCCAGGGCUCAGUCGUACGAGUUUGGAGAGGAUCUCGGCGUGACUGCCGUGGCUCUGUACGACUAUCAGGCUGCGGGAGACGACGAGAUCUCCUUCGAUCCGGAUGACGUCAUCACCAACAUCGAGAUGAUCGACGAGGGCUGGUGGAGGGGCGUGUGUCGGGGCACAUACGGACUCUUCCCAGCCAACUACGUUGAAGUCCGACAGUAGACUCGCUCCAUGCGCUCUUUACACGGCGGACGUCGCUGAAGGAGAGCCAUGCUUCCAGUCCAUUAUCAGCCCUGCUUUCUCUUCUUUCACUGUAGCAUGUCGAGCGUUCGCCGGUCAUUCUGCUUCCUUCAGCUCAACUCUCACUUCCUGUUUCACGUCAGCAGGUGUGUGCGCUUUACUGGAUCCAAGAGAUUUUAUGACACAUCUGAGAGUUUAUUCACUCACACACACACACAUAUAUACAUCAGUAUGUGAAAUAAGAGACCAGAGAUCUGAGAUAUUCUGGCAUGUUUUAGAGAAAUAAUGUCAUUUGUCAUGAAUACAGGCGGCUUCUUAAAGCUGCGUCCGUACGAACACUUUGUUCAUUUCAGUGUCUUUUUGCAGUGUUGGAAUAGGGAUUAACUGCGUUAAGUUUGAAAAUAUGAAUGAUCAUAAUCAAUGAAGGCCAAAAUAUAAUGCCAUAAUCCGUCACUGCUAGAAUUCUGCAUCACGUCUGAGUACAGGAUGAACAGACAUUCCAUCGCAGUGUUUGAAAUCAUUCAUAAAAAUCACUUUGGUGGUAUUUGAAGGGUUGUGUAUUAAAAUCAGAUGUUAAUGCGUUAUGUGGCGUGAGCUGCAUGUCUGUCUGAUUUGCAUCGUCUCUGUGCUUCUCUGUGUUCUGAUUCAUCUGGACUCGCUCUCGAUGUGCUGGCAGAUUGAUGUCGAUCUUUCUGUGAGUGCAUGACAUUUGUCUGUGACGCUGAAUUAUAUCAAAUGAUCUGCUGUUAAAUGACAAUCCACACAGGAGCAAAUACUGUUUAAUGGCUUAGCAGCAACUAAUGACAUAAUCUGUGUUUUGCAAUUUUAGUUAAGUAUCUUUUUCGAACAAAUUGUCUGUGCUCAUCUAUACUGGCUCUCUUUACAAGGAUG
Sinocyclocheilus anshuiensis is the source of this 2469-nucleotide messenger RNA. Its product is annotated as src substrate cortactin-like. The transcript has 16 exons. The coding region runs from base 169 to 1560 and encodes 463 amino acids. Gene Ontology annotation, molecular function: actin filament binding. Gene Ontology annotation, biological process: regulation of actin filament polymerization; cell migration. Gene Ontology annotation, cellular component: lamellipodium; actin filament; cortical actin cytoskeleton. The record is from RefSeq and is a predicted model, not a curated record. NCBI's taxonomy places the organism in Eukaryota, Metazoa, Chordata, Actinopteri, Cypriniformes, Cyprinidae.